Molecule: messenger RNA, 5118 nt
Organism: Vitrella brassicaformis
Lineage: Eukaryota; Vitrellaceae
Source: the annotation of a GenBank genome assembly
CGAGAUGCGCGUGAUGCGAUGCGAGCACCUUAAGCACUUUACUACGUAGACGAGCCUUCCUUUGUUGCCGCCUGAGAUGUCAUUGAGCCGCUGUUAGAUCCGCUGUUCCCUCCCUGCGACCUAUCUACAUGCCCAGGAUGGCCGAGUCCGGCGUGCGUCGCACCUCCAACCGGACGGUCUUCGACGGCGUGACCGACAACGGUGCCCCUGAGGCCAUGCUCAAUGGUGCUGGGCCGGGUCGCGCCAAGGGACGGUCGGGCUCCAAGCUGCUGCGGCGGAUGGUGGCAGCUGUCACGGUGCUGGCCAUAUUCGGCACUUCACUCACCUUCCUGCUAUUCAGGUAAACCCAUGACACUCGCAGACAGAUCCAUGACAUCGUAUUGCUGAGUGUUGUGCUUCUUUCCCCUUCGUGGUGCGGUGCAGAUCUUUCCUCUAUGACCCGGGGUAUAGUCUAGACCCGUCAUACCUCUACUCCACCCACUACGGCCAGCUGGACAUCCCCCAGCACCGCUCACUCUCCCGCGCAGCCAGGCACAGACUCGGCGGGGCCAAACGCGACGCAGCCAGCCAGGCGGCCGCCUCGGGAGGCAACACGAGCAAUCAGCAGCCGCAGGCGGGCGCUUUCUCUGCUGUUGGUGAGGUGGAUGUUGCGGCAGCAGCGGUUGCAGCAGCGGUUGCGGCAGCGGAUGAAGAUCCGAGGCGUCAUCGGCCCGAGUACAUUCAGGAGUUCCUCGACUGGCUAGGGAAAAAUGGGAUGCCCUCGACUAGCUACGAAGGGUCCGUCAAGACCGACAUGUCCAGCGGCCGGCUCGUACUCAAGGCGGCACGGUGAGUAAGCGGAGAGAGAGAGAGAGAGAGAGAGAGAAGGCUGUAUGCGGAAAGAAAGUAUGUAUGUGUGUGUGUGUGCGUGUGUCUGGUGUAGUGACAUCAAGUGGGGUGAGCUGAUCUUGAGUGUGCCGGCCUCGGCUGUUCUCAACAUCACCGCCGCCAAAUGGAGCAGACCGGGCGGGCCGCUGAUCGAUGAAGCUCGCAAACGACGUAACACAAACGAUGCCACAACCACACACACACACACAUCCAUCCACCCACCGAUUCAUUCAGUCAUUCCACGUGAGCUUCCUCGCCUGUUUGGUGCCUUGGUGUCUGCCUGUGCCUGUGCCUGUGCCUGUGCCUGUGCCUGUGUCUGUGUGUGUGCAGGUGAUCUGUCCGUGGAGGAGGCCAUGUAUGCCUUUGCGAUGCACGAGUGGCUGCGGGCGGACAAGAGUCACUGGUGGCCAUGGAUCAAGCUGUGGCCGCAGCAACCUGACGCUAUCGUCUACUUCGACCAAAAGAAUCUCGAUGAGGCGCAGGUGAGACUGGCACAUUGAGAGAGAGAAAGGGAUGCCCGCCCGCAUCUCUUUGUCUCAAUGUCCGGGAAUGGGCGAUGUAUGUGUUGUGUGCGCAGGAUUUCCGGUUGUCUGAUGUGCGUGACGAUGAGCUGCAGGACGUCACUCGCCAGUACCAACACAUCUUCGCAGAGACGCUCACACGAAAGAACAAGAAGAUAUUCCCGCCAACCCUCUACACAGGCACGUGACACUCCACACACACGGCGCACCGACCGACGCGCACACAUUGCACCUUGUGAAUGGGUGGGUGGAUGUGUCCUGCAGAGGAUUUGUUCAAGUGGGUGCGUUCGAAUCUGAUGUCGCGGUUUUUCCACGUGGCCGAUGCGGUGGAGCAGAUCUACGUGCCGCUCGUGGACUUCCUUGACCACAAAGACCUGCCCACAUGCAAUCAGGUACACACACACCCACACACACACAGAUGAAUGAGUCCAUCCAUCCAUCCAUCCAACCAAUCGGUCGAUCAACCAAUCGGUCGAUCAACCGACUGAUUGCCUGCAGGACGACGACACGAUCAUGUUUGGGUGGAACGCCAAGACGCGUCGGCACGAGGUCUUCGCCAACGAGGACUCGCCGGCCGACACCCCGCUGUCCCUCUGCUACAACCCCGACACCAACAUGCAGCUCCUCAGGUACUACGGCUUCGCAAUGCCCCAAAACAUAUGGGACGAGGUGACCGUGGUCGUCACCAUCGAUAACACCGACACGGACACAGCUGACGGGGGCGGUGGCGGCGGUGGCGGUGGCGGCGAGAAUGGUGGGGGUGGUGGGGGCAAGGGCGGCGGUGGGGGGUGGGACGAGGAGGACGUCAGUAUGAAUGACGGAGAGCCCUACACAAUGGAGGUCAUGGUGCAGGUAGGUCAGACGGACAGACAGACAGACCAUCCGUGUGUGUGUCGACCUGUCCAUCCUUGUGUGUUGGUGCGCGUGUGUGUGUGUGUGCAGGACCCCCGCCGCCCGGACUUUCAGCUCGAGAAGACCAUUUUGGAGCUCUGCGGCGCGGCAGAGGACCUCUGGACAGACGACGAUGCCGAGGACGGUGGGGUCGGAGCACAGCAGGAGGUGCCGCCCACCGGCAUGACCAACACAUGGAUCAACGACCGCCGCCGAUGGCACGAGAACGACGUUGACGCCAUGCUCGCACUCUACCGACAGAAGCGAGACAAGGCGGCAAACGCCCCACCAGCAGCAGCUGACAGCGAGGGUGACGGUGGUGGUGGUGGUGGUGCCAAGAAGGCGGUGCAGGUGACUCCCUGGUGUGUGGCGCAGUCUCUGUCAGUGCUGGACGACGUGUUGAAGGGCUACCCCACGACCCUUGAGCAGGAUCAGCAGCUGUGGCAAGAGCUGACGGGCAAGGGCGGCGGGGUCAGCCAAAGCCGAAAGAACCAGAGACAGGACGCCGCCUACAGAUCUGCUGUCGCAUAUCGGUGAGUGAGGCCACCGACACACACAACACUACCAUACACACAUGCUCCUGUCUGUCUGCCUGUGUGUGUGUGUGUGUGUGUGUGUGUUGUGUGUGUCAUCAGUCUGAAUGCCAAGCGCAUCUUGACAGAGGUCAAGGCGACCAUCAUCAAGUACCGCGAUCUCCUCAAGAUCCCCGUCGUCGACGUCAACAAGGCCAAACCAAAGACAGGCGCAAAGGGCAGCAGCGACAGCAAACAGACCAUCGACAACAAACCACCGGCCCCUGCAGCCCACAACCAGCCCCCACCAGCACCAGCAGCAGCAGCAGUGGACACAUCAGACCAGAAGGCCAGCAGCGGCAGCGGCAGCAGUGAGGGCAAGGAGACGGUCAAGCAGCGGCUGGAGAAGCUCAAGAUGGCCGGACAGGUGCCCGACACACACCAACAGCUACAGGGAGACGGCAAGGGCCAGCCAGAGGGGCAGCCAAAGGACAAGGGCCAGCAGCCACCAGCACCACCACCAGCAGCAGCGAAUGACGGGCCGAGGGUAGCCGUGGCGCAGCGAUAGCAGAGGGGCAGGGGGAGGGAGGGGGGCAUUAAUUGAGGGUGGCUGGGUGUUGACGGACGGAUGGAUGGAUCUAUCCGUCUGUCCGUCCGUCCACAUCACUGUGUAUGUAUGUAUUUGUGCAGGGGAGGGUGGCGGGGUGGGGUGGUGGGUGUAUUUAGCUUGCUCAUGGCUGACCCACGAGCGGAUGACAGACAGGCAGGCAGGCAGACGGCAGCCACAAUGUAGGUGUGUGUGAGGUGAGGCGAGCCAGGCGAGGCGGGCGAUAUGAUAGGUAGGUGUGUGUGCCGUGUCCUUUGGUCCGUCCCUUUCCUCAGUCUCUCAUGAGUGUGCGUACGUGUGGCUGUCUUACCUGUCCAGUUGGAUCACUCAUACAAUGAAUAGAUAACCGACACACUCAGAUAAGACAAGAACGAGCUAUCAGUCCCAAUGUAGGGUUCAGUGGUAGGGUGCAAAACCUUCUCGAAGAACGCGUUUCGGUGAUGAGCAACGGGAAAAAGAACGUCUUCAACCAGGUGUUUCACGUUUCCGAGCGCCCUCCCCGCCCUUUUGACUGGUUGUAUAAAUGAAAAAACAGACAGAUCUGAGUUGUGUGGUGAAGAUCUCUCCUGCAUCGCACCUGCCGCCCGAAUGCCCCUCCAUUCGGGGUUUGAACCCUUCGGUCUACAAACCCCGCUCACGACCCUUCGGUCUUAAAACCUUUCAGUCUACGCUAGCCUUAAAACCAGUUCCGGCCGUCAACAGGGUUUAAACCCUUCGGUCGUCAAACCCUGCUCAGGAUGUGGCGGCGUCCCCUGGGCCUUUAUGAGGGGGUUUUUGACGUGUCUAGGUGUCCUACCGAGCGUCCUCGAUGGCAAGGUCCCUUCCCUGAAGAGUGCGAGGGCUACAAGGACGUGCCGGUGUACUACAAGAACCACCCACAAAGGUGUGCCGACUGCGCAGCCAGACCGGGACCGAAGGGGAGGCCUACAAUGUGAAGCUGAUAUGGAAAAAGUUCAAAUCUCGCGGACUGGAGGCCAACAGGCUGGUCAGCCAGACCAAUCAGAGGGGACUCAUUCCAUUGGUGUUCAAAGUGUCGGUAUUGUCAGGUGCGCUUCAUUGGCACACGUGGUGAGUUUGAAGUACGCUACCUGGAACACCGCGAUGCAUACGCCAUCUGGGUGGGUGAGGCGCCGAAAGGGAAAACUGACACGAAGGCACACGGACGCAGACAGACAAUCGUGACUGCCUGUCUGACUCUCCCUCUCCAUUUGUGUGUGUGUGUGUGUGUGUGCGUGCGCCUGUGUGUGUCAGGGCCACUGUAGAGUCCCGAGAAGGAGGAGAUAUGGCGGAGAGAGAGCGCCUUCUUUUUGGUGAAAUGGUGGCGCCGCUUCAACGAGAGGCGGCGGCAGCGGGCAGCCCAUGAUGAGGGAACUCAACCAUUACUCACCUAAGUGAACUGAGGCGGGAGAGGCAGUCGUGUCCAUGAUGUGUGCAGCUGGGAAGGAGUAGAUAUGGGACGAGAGAGGUAGUUGCAAAUAAACAGACACCGGCACAGCUCUGUCACACGACGACAGAGCUGUUUGUUCCUCCAUGUAUAUAGGCAGAAUGUUUGCAUGUGCGACGCCAAUCUGUUUUUAUUGUCAUUUCCUGUAUUGACGGCACCGUUUAUGAUGCUUGAGACAGACGACAAAAGUCAAGACAACAUCGUGACAAGCCAGCCGAGGGUCUGCCGGUAGCUGGGCCCGAAUGUGCCGCGCCAGACAUUGAGCAGAAGUUGAAC